This is a messenger RNA of Lodderomyces pseudojiufengensis, 1380 nucleotides long. Its product is annotated as oxysterol-binding protein. The transcript has a single exon. Lineage: Eukaryota; Fungi; Ascomycota; Pichiomycetes; Serinales; Debaryomycetaceae. The record is from RefSeq and is a predicted model, not a curated record. Bases 1 to 1380 code for a protein of 459 amino acids. Gene Ontology annotation, molecular function: oxysterol binding. Gene Ontology annotation, cellular component: cytosol; intracellular membrane-bounded organelle; membrane. Gene Ontology annotation, biological process: endocytosis; maintenance of cell polarity; exocytosis.
AUGUCAAAUUCAGAUCAAAUUUCAACAAAUUCAACUAGUUCUGGAUCACCAGUACCCAACAAUUCUUCAUCUCCAUCAUCUUCUUCUUCUUCAACAACUGCACAUUCAACAUCAUGGACAUCAUUUUUAAAAUCUAUUGCUUCAUUCAAUGGUGAUUUAUCUUCACUAACUGCCCCACCAUUUAUAUUAUCACCUACUUCAUUAGUUGAAUAUUCACAAUAUUGGGCCGAACAUCCAGAUUUAUUAAUUGCUGCAAAUAAAUUAACUUAUAACCCUGAAACUUCAUCAUCUGAAGUAAUAGAUGCUAUAACUUUAAAAAGAAUGAUUGCUGUAACAAAAUGGUUUAUAUCAACUUUAAAAUCUCAAUAUUGUUCAAGAAAUGAAAGUAUGGGUAGUGAAAAAAAACCAUUAAAUCCAUUUUUAGGUGAAGUAUUUGUUGGAAAAUGGGAAAAUAAAGAAUUGGGGGAAACUUUAUUAUUAAGUGAACAAGUUUCUCAUCAUCCUCCUGUUACAGCUUAUGCUAUAAAAAAUUCAAAAAAUAAUAUCUUGUUACAAGGUUAUAAUGGUAUAACAUCAAGUAUUUCAACUACUUCAAUAAAUAUAAAACAAUAUGGUCAUGCAUUAUUAGAUUAUAAAGAUUUAAAUGAAAAUUAUUUAGUUACUUUACCACCAUUACAUAUUGAAGGUUUAAUUACAGCAGCUCCAUUUGUUGAAUUAGAAGGUAAUUCAUAUAUACAAGCAUCAAAUGGUUAUUAUACAGUUAUAGAAUAUAGUGGAAGAGGUUGGGUAUCAGGUAAAAAAAAUACUUUUAAAGCAAGAAUUUAUCGUGAUUCUUUUGCAAGUUCAUCAAAAGAUAAUGCUUUAGUUACUAUAAGUGGUCAAUGGUCAGGAAAAUCAUAUAUUGGAAAAGGUGGAUCAACUCCUCAUUCAAAAUCUUCAGAAUUAUUUUAUGAUGCAAAUUCUAUAAAACCAGAUCAUAUAAUUGUAAAACCAAUUGAAGAGCAAUUACCUUUUGAAUCAAGAAAAGCUUGGUUUAAAGUAGCAGAAGCUAUAAAAAAAUCAGAUUAUAAUUUAAUUGCACAAGAAAAAUCAAAAAUUGAAAAUGAACAAAGAGAAUUAAGAAAAAAUGAAAAUGAAAAAGGUUUAAUUUGGUCAACAAGAUGGUUUGAUCCAAUAGAUUAUAAUGAAUUUGAUAAUAAUAAAGAUAGAGAUUCCAACUUACAACCACCUGAUAAAUUUAUUAAUUUAACCAAUCAAGCAAAUUUAUCUAUUCAUAAUGCUCCUUCUGGUUCUGUUAAAAAAUCAAAAUAUGAUCAUGGAGAUGCAAAGCAUUGGAGAUUUAAUCCGGAAAAGUUUAAAGAAAAUGGGAUUAAAAUAUAG